Molecule: messenger RNA, 1464 nt
Organism: Fusarium coffeatum
Lineage: Eukaryota; Fungi; Ascomycota; Sordariomycetes; Hypocreales; Nectriaceae
Exons: 2
Coding region: 1-1464 (487 amino acids)
Source: RefSeq, a predicted model, not a curated record
AUGCGUCAAUCCAGAGAGGAAGAAGAACAAAGCCAAAGCCUUAACGAAAGUGGCUCCGCAUUACCAAGCACAGCCCAGUCAUCUCCAUAUGAGCCUCUCAACGCAGAUCGAGACUGCACCCGUCUGUUGCGUAUCGAAGUGGCUAAGGAUGGAGAUCGUAUCGUUUGCACCUUGUUCACGGUCGCUUUCGGUGACAGGCCGAAAUUUGACGCGCUUUCUUAUAUGUGGGGCGAUGGGAAAGCUGAGCGUAGCAUCACUGUCAAUGGUGUUGACUACGGCGUUCGACAAAACCUUUGGGACGCCUUACACUACCUCCGGAAACAUGUCCCCAACACUGAUUACUGGAUUGACGCUAUAUGCAUCAAUCAGAAAGACGUGGAUGAACGUAACGGACAGGUCCGCAUGAUGCACCAUAUCUACUCCCGAGCUCAGACCGUCGUUGUAUGGUUGGGCAAAAGCUAUGCCGAGUACGAAACCGCGUUACCCGACUUGAAAGCUCUUCAGCACCAAAUACCUUCCAGUCAAUCGGCUGCUCCGGGAGAACCAGCCGAUGCAGCUCGAAACAGCCCUGCGGAGCGCAGCUUGGCAAGGAAACUGUACAGUGACAAUUACUGGAAGCGACUGUGGAUAAUUCAGGAGAUCGCCCAGGCCCAAAAGAUAAAAGUAUGCUUUGGCAACUCGGCUACAGAAUGGAAACUGUUUACACAUUUUAUGAUCAUGCAUAACUUCGGAUCAGAUGGACCGAUAAGGUUGGAACGGCAGAGGGAGGAGAAAUAUAGCGGGUCAAACACCUUGCUUGAACUGUUAAGAAGGCACAGAGACGCAGAGUGUCAAGAUAGGAAAGAUAAGGUAUACGGCCUUGUGGGAAUGACUUCCGACGCUCGUGGCUUUCUUAUCGAUUACAAGAAGUCAUCCUUUGAAAGAUGGACUGAGGUGAUGGAGUUCAUGAACAAACAUAGUCUGUUUUACGACAAAGAUAUCCUUGACGUGGGGCAUCUUAUCAAGUUCUUACUGAUGGGAGAUGAAUGCGACCCUUUGCAGCAGAUCAUGCGGUCGUAUGCACCGAGAGAGGGAGACGACACUGAUAUCACAGAUCCGGACAAUCACAGAUCAUUUGAGCUGCAAGGCGCAGUACUGGGGUGUGUUAUAUAUGUCGGUCCACAUCCCUCCGAGAUCGUCGGAGAUCUCAAGGCUGUGGAUUCUUGGACAGAGAAGAUCCAAGCUAACUAUCGAGAAGAUCUCGGAAAUGCCCAUCGAGACAACGAUACGAUGAUUCAAGUACUGUAUCGUGGCCCAGUAAUUUAUCCUUAUCCCGUCGUGGCUGUUGGACAGGAGGCUGGGUUCAAAGAUUGCAAAGUAGGUCUCGUGGCUCGGUUGCGAGAGACACAACAUCAGAUAACCCAGGUUCUGACAAUUGCCGUCUCUUUCAGAUGUCUUAUAGAGAUGGAGCACCGUGGAAACUAG